UUCAGACAAUUGUCUCUCUAUAGUGUUUGCUGUCAUAUUCAGACAAUUGUCUCUCUAUAGUGUUUGCUGUCAUAUUCAGAUAAUUGGUUUUCAGUUUCUUGUUGAACAAUCUAUUUUUUAAGGGUCUUACAUCUCUUCCAGUUUGAAUGGAUUCAUCUAAGUACUGGCUUCAGGGAAAGAUUGAUGAGGAGCAUGGAAUGAAUGGGGAUAUUCUGACAUGCUCAAGGCCAGUGAUAGAAAGGAGGCUAAGAGCUGAGCAUGACGAAGCUGUCAAGUGCCCAAGGUGUGAGUCCAGGCACACCAAGUUUUGUUAUUACAACAAUUACAGCCUCUCUCAGCCCAGGUACUUUUGCAAGUCGUGUAGGAGAUACUGGACCAAGGGUGGAACCCUUAGGAAAAUCCCCGUUGGUGGAGGGUGCAGAAAGAACAAGAAAGCUGAUACUAAAUCGGCAAAUGGUCAAUCUUCUAGGUUAUCUAAUAAUUCCCAUAAUCCAACUGAUCUCCAUCUUUCAUUUCCUCAAAUGCACGUUUCUCUCCUUGACAACAACUUACUUGCCACUCACGGUGCUGAUACUAACCAUGUAUUUAUGGGGAAUGGUGGAGGACUUGGGGUAGCACCAAAUUUGGCUCGUACUUACUCUCCAUACGUGAUGUCCAUUGAUGGGAACGUCGGUGCUUUAAACGAGGCUUGGCAGCGGACAACGUUUCCUUAUGCUGCGAGUGAAGACUGGCAUGCAGUCGAGGUGAAGCCAAACACUGAGCUCUUGUCUCUCGAUGGCCGCGACACUAACGGGUUCUUCAACAACUGGGGAUCAUCAUGGAAUGGAAUGAUGAAUAAUUAUGAUAAGGGAUUUAAAUAGCGUUCGCGGCCGCGUUUUCGGUCGCGUCGCGUUUAUCACGGUUGCGGACAUA
Messenger RNA from Hibiscus syriacus, 912 nucleotides. Its product is annotated as dof zinc finger protein 1-like. Gene Ontology annotation, biological process: regulation of DNA-templated transcription. The transcript is spliced from 2 exons. NCBI's taxonomy places the organism in Eukaryota, Viridiplantae, Streptophyta, Magnoliopsida, Malvales, Malvaceae. Gene Ontology annotation, molecular function: DNA binding; DNA-binding transcription factor activity. The coding region runs from base 147 to 860 and encodes 237 amino acids. The record is from RefSeq and is a predicted model, not a curated record.